Messenger RNA from Zymoseptoria tritici IPO323, 174 nucleotides. RefSeq lists its product as uncharacterized. The transcript has a single exon. The record is from RefSeq and is a predicted model, not a curated record. Lineage: Eukaryota; Fungi; Ascomycota; Dothideomycetes; Mycosphaerellales; Mycosphaerellaceae. The annotation marks the transcript as partial.
AAUAUUACUAUAGACUUCGUAGUUAACCUACCUCCGAGUAAGAGCUAUAUAGAUUUAGCGACAUACUAUAAUAUUAUAACUAUUACGGACCGAAUAACUAAGGAACGCUAUCUAAUCCCCGUCCUAUUAAUAGAAGUAGACUACUACGCUCGUAUAUUUCUUCGCUACGUAUAG